Strongyloides ratti is the source of this 1833-nucleotide messenger RNA. Its product is annotated as AT23158p. NCBI's taxonomy places the organism in Eukaryota, Metazoa, Nematoda, Chromadorea, Rhabditida, Strongyloididae. The transcript has 4 exons. Bases 1 to 1833 code for a protein of 610 amino acids. The record is from RefSeq and is a predicted model, not a curated record.
AUGGGGAGACUUUUCAUUGAACAUUUAGGUGGGAAACGUAUGUAUGUUUGUAAAAAAUGUAAUACAUACCUCACUAAUAAAGAUCAAAUGAUAUCUAGUAGAUUUACUGGAUCAACGGGACGUGCUUACUUGUUUGAUAAAGUUGUUAAUUUAGAAUAUUCUGAAAUGCAAGCGCGAAAUAUGAUAACAGGAGAUCAUUUUGUUCGUGAUGUUUCUUGUAAAGUUUGUAAAACAAAAAUUGGAUGGAUGUAUGAGUUUGCUUUUGAAGAAUCACAACAAUACAAAGAAAAUCAUGUUAUAUUGGAAAAAAAAUUAAUAAAAGAAGAAAAAGGAUUUGAUGAUCCUCUCAAUGGAGGUGACGGUGUCGAAACCCAUCAAUCUGUAACACCCAGUGAAUCCAAUUCAUCGACAUCAAUGACUGUAUCUGGUCCUAGUAACCCUUCUAGUAAUUCUAAUUCAAGUGUUUGUUCUACUGAGUUAAAACGUUCUAAAAAAAAUAAGGAUUGGCAAAAAGAAACUAAUCAAUCACUAGCUUAUGAUGGACAAUUAGAAAAAGCUAAAUUAGGAUUUACAAAUAUUAUCAAACAAAACAAAAAACGUGUUAGAUUUUCUAGUAGUGAAAAAAAUGUAUCACCACAAUUAGCUGUAUCUGGAUAUAUUACUGAAGGAAAUCAUGAUAAACCUGAAAUUGUUAAACGCGUCAAAAGUCCAAUUACCUCAUCAUCAGUACGAGAACCAUCAUUUAUAAACACUCCAUCAUCAUCUACCAAUGUUAGUGAUACUUCUAAUGAUAAUAAAAGUUCUUUCUCUAUUGAUAUUAACAAUUUACCAAUUGCUCCAAAAGAUAUUGACAUACAUGAUUACAUUAAAGAUUAUUUAAAAUUGGAGAUAUAUGAAGCUGAUGCUGAUGGUAAUUGUAUGUUUAGAGCUAUAAGUCAUCAAUUAUUUGGAACUGAAAAGAUGCAUUGGCAAAUAAGGCAAAGAGCAUUAGAUUUUAUCAAUGCUAACAAAUUAGAAUAUCAACAUUUUAUUUUGACUGAUGUUGAUGCUUAUAUUCAUAAACAACGUCAAAAUGCAAGUUUUGGUGAUCAUCCUGAAUUAUCUGCUAUAUCUUAUAUUUAUCGAAGACGAAUCGAAAUUUAUACUGUUCCUAUGGUUAGACCAACUAUUAUUGAAUAUGAAGAAGAUUAUGAAAAAGAACCAAUAAGAUUGUUAUUUAAGGAUACUCAUUAUGAUUCUAUUUAUGAUCCCUCAAGAAAAUUAUUUUCUAUUCCUGAUGUAAAUACAGUGUCACAAAGAGAUGAAUUUAAAAGAAAACCUAGAGUGAAAUGUUUAGAGGAACAAAUUGUUGAUGAAUGUUUAAAAGAAUCUGAAAUUGAAGCAAUUGAAAAUGCGAUGAUUGAAUCUGAAUUAAAAAAUACUGAAGCAUCAAUUGAUGAUGAAUUAAUUGCUGCAUCAAUUUUGGAAGAGUCUCGUUACAACUAUUUAGCAUCAAUUUUAAAUAAUAAAAAUGAAUCAAAUAAAAAUAAUGACAAUAAUAAUGACAAUAUUAAAGAUGAUACUAAAAAUAAUAAAAGUAUUGAAGUUUCAAAAGUUGAUUUGAAAGAUUAUUCUGACAAUAAAAAUAUAGAUAGUGUGGAUGCAGUAUCAAAAGUAAAAAAAGAAGGGAGUUUAUCUUUUUUAAUACCAAGAUCAAGAUCAAAUUUAAACGUUGAAAAUAAUGAUAAUUCUAAAUCAACAACAGAUUUUUAUACUUCUGCUCUAAUGGCAGCUCAUAAUUUAGAUGAAGAUAUUGAUCUUCAAGAAAUUUUAAUGGCUAGUAUGCAAAAUUAA